ACAGGUAUCACUUUGAACACGCUUGCAUGCACUAACAACUGGGAAAUGUGAGGAGGACUGGAUAUCAGAAGUAGUUCAGAAACCUUCAAGUGAGCCCAGAAAACACAGAUCAUCAUAUGACUGGGAAGGAUUUAUGUUAUUCAGAUAACUUCAGAGAGGAGCCACAACUGUCUGGCAGUAGAGAUAACAGGACAUUAUCUGCAGCUGAUGGGGACCUUAAUAAAAUAAGCAUAUUCAACAAAUUGAGAGUUUCAGAUUUAAAUAGAAACAGAACCACACAGAAGGAUGCCAACAUAGAAUAUGACAUCACUAAAACCUUAGAAGAGAAACUACAGAAAACUCUCAAAUUGCAGUCUUCUAUAUUCCACAUGCAUAAUGAAAUGACUCAGAGAGGGAGCCCAAAUGAUACCCACAAAGAAGCAGUUUCUUCUUGGCAGCAAUACAACCAAAGUGAAGCAGAUGAACCAAAGCGCUCAUUUCCUUUUUUAUCAACCCCUAGUGGAAAUUUGAAGAUUGAGCCACACCAGGUUGUGUUUGAAUCUAAGAAGGUAAGCGUGCUUGUAGCGGAUCCACUUAACACCAAAGUAAAUGUCAAGGCUGAUUUGAGUGAACUGGAGAAAGGAGAUGAGAACAAUGUUCCAGCUCAUCUUGGUUGCAAGAAUCAUUGCUGUAGUGAAGGAAUGUUUUCACCAUAUGAUGGAUGUGGUGACUGUGAGACAAACUUCAAUCUAGAGAUGAGGAACUCUUAUACCCCUGAAGUCAUUGACUGGAAUAAAGUAAAUAUCCCUCCAAAGUCAGAGUUAUUCAAACUGCUGCUGUACAGGAUUUCCAAUUCAAUCAAGCCAGACUGCAAGGUGCUUAUAGCUGGUGACCAAUUCAAAUGUCAUUCACUUGUACUUCAGAGCUAUUCACUGUAUUUUGAUGACAGGGAGCCUGGAGAGCAGUUUGAAUUGCCAAAGGAUCAUGUUACAACAAAGGCUUUUGCCACUAUUUAUAAGUGGAUGAUUUAUCCAGAUCCAGAAAGUCAUCGUCUACUUACGAAAGAGAAUAUCCUUGAAGUAUUUAAGGCAGCACAAUUCCUUGGCAUCAAAGAACUAGAAGAACAAUGCUGGACUUUCAUUGACUGUGAAGAGCUCUUCUCAGAAGAAUCAGCAUUCCGCAUGUUCUUGAAAGCUCGUCACUUCGGUAUGCAGGCUAUCACUGAGUUAAUGGUUCCUCGAAUCAUGAAUUUCUUCCUGACUCUUGUCAGCUCACGUAAUUUCCUUCACCUUGAUGUUGACGAGCUUUGCACAAUCUUGCAGUCAAACUACAUAGCCGUACACUGUGAGAUUGAAGUCUUCAUGUCAGCGGUUCGCUGGAUAAUGUUCGACUGGGAAAAUCGAGAAAGCGAAGUAGUUGAAGUGAUGCGGUGUAUACGGUUUGGUCUAAUUCCGCCGUGGCAGUUAGUUGAUAUCAGGCGAAAUCCAAAGAAUCCAGAGUUUAUAGAAAUAACAUCCAAUGCCGAAGUCCAGCAAAUGGUGGAGAGCGGCUUAGAAUACGCAAUCGUGAAGUACUGGUACGGAAAUAAUAUUGAUGAAUUUAAUCGCUGGUGUUCAAAGCUCGGCCUGGAUGCGCCAUGUCCUCGGAACUGGAUUGGAGAUGAUAAGAACUAUGCAACGUACCAAGAGUUUCUGCAAGACCUUGAACUGUACCGCCGCAACGCUCUGGAAGGACGUUCUGCAGAGACAGGGCAUCCACCUGCAGUGAGAACUCCACGCCAGGAGGCGGCAUCAGUACCUGCCAGUCGGCCAGAUGGAGCAAACCAGGCAAAGGACUAUACAAUGCCCCGACCGCAGGGCGGCGGUGCAGGGCGGCCGCAGGACCGAGGAGACGCGCGGGAGCAGGUCAGUACUGAUACGUCGACUUCGACGGGCGAGGCGCGCGCAGUGGGGCAGUCCACGACGGCGGACAGCGAAUCUCCGGGGGACAGCGCGCCGGCGCCGCCACCGCCCCCGGGGGCUGAGGGGCUCUGCCUCCAGAUGGACCGGCCGCCGCUGCACGUGCCGCGACGCACCGCGCCGCUCGAGGAGCUCACGAGGCGGCUGAGUGCGUCCUUGCUUGGCCCUGUGACGCGCGACUACCUGGUGGAGGGGUCGCUGUUCCUGGCGCAGAGCGAGUCUGUGCUGGUGCUGGGCGGCGCCGACCCGACGUGGAAGCCGGCGCCCGAGGGCGCGCCCGCCGUGGGCCGCGAGCUGCUGCGCCUGCGCCUCGAUGCCGGCUGCUGGGAGCACAUCGCGCAGCUGCCCGAGCCGCGCCAGCACCACGCCGCCGCCUUCCUCAAGGGCCAUGUUUACAUCGCUGGCGGCAAGGACCCCCGCGACUCGGCGGCGCGCAGCCGCGGCGGCAUCACGAGCACCGUCUGGAGCCUGGAGCCGGCGUCGCGCACCUGGAGCGCCGAGCCCGACAUGCUCACCGCCCGACAGAGCUUCGCGCUCGUCGCCUGCUCCGGCCGCCUCUACGCCAUCGGCGGCCAGGAUCGCAGUGGCAGAGUGCUGCGGUCGGUGGAGCGCUUCAACCCUGUGUCCGGCGUGUGGGAGUACGUGGCACCGAUGCGGGAGGCGCGCAUGGGUCUGGCGGCCGCCCAGUUCCGGGGGCUCCUCUGGGUGGCCGGCGGCAUGAACGGCGAGCGCUCGCACACCAUCACCGACACCGUCGAGUGCUACGACCCCCGCAGCAACGCGUGGACGAUGUCGGCGCAGCUGCGGCAGCCGGUGUGCUUCUCGCGGCUGCUGUGCCUGCAGGACACGCUCUUCCUGGCCGGCGGGGCCACGCGGGCAACUCGUGACGCGCCCAUCGGCAGCAUCGACAGCGUCGACGUCUGGGACCCCACGCAGGGCCGCUGGUGCGUGCGCGCCAAGCUCUCCGUUCCUCGACACGGACACGCCGUUGGCUACAUAGGCACGCACCUGCUGGUGGUGGGCGGGCUGACGACGGUGUACGUGCGCGCGCUCAGCUCUGUGGAGGCGUUCUGCUGCGAGGCGGGCGCGCGCGUGCGCAGCGUGCCGGACCUGCCCGCCGCCGUCGCCGGCCACGACAUCGUCACGCUGCCGCCCGCCGCGCUCAUGUGA
Molecule: messenger RNA, 3107 nt
Organism: Schistocerca gregaria
Lineage: Eukaryota; Metazoa; Arthropoda; Insecta; Orthoptera; Acrididae
Exons: 21
Coding region: 117-3107 (996 amino acids)
Molecular function (GO): protein binding
Source: RefSeq, a predicted model, not a curated record